AUGGUGUCUUUUGUUAUCCUAGUUGUGGCGGGUACAUGUAUUCCUUCAUUAGCUGUAGAGGAAAAUGAGCCAAAAAAGUUAUGGGAUCAAUGUAUUGUUAAAAUCAGUCCAAAGUGUGCGCUCCAUAUCAUUUCUCAAGUUUUUGGAAAUGGAGUUGCAUCAGUUCCUUGUUGCCAGGAGCUUGUUCAAGAAGGAAAAGAGUGUUAUGACAAACUUGUCGCAGACAGACCUAGUUUGAUCGGAAAUGAAUCGAAAUAUUUACAGAAAAGAGAUGAAGUAUGGGCUCACUGUGAGUCUGUUUCAAAAGGGUUAUCACCGGCUUAA
Messenger RNA from Raphanus sativus (radish), 324 nucleotides. RefSeq lists its product as uncharacterized. Bases 1 to 324 code for a protein of 107 amino acids. NCBI's taxonomy places the organism in Eukaryota, Viridiplantae, Streptophyta, Magnoliopsida, Brassicales, Brassicaceae. The transcript has a single exon. The record is from RefSeq and is a predicted model, not a curated record.